GAUCCUGCUGGGAUUUUCGAGCUGGUGGAAGUGGUUGGAAAUGGCACCUACGGACAAGUCUAUAAGGGUCGACAUGUCAAAACGGGUCAGCUGGCGGCCAUCAAAGUUAUGGAUGUCACCGAGGAUGAAGAGGAAGAAAUCAAACUGGAGAUAAAUAUGCUGAAGAAAUACUCUCAUCACAGAAAUAUAGCAACAUACUAUGGUGCUUUUAUUAAAAAGAGCCCUCCAGGACAUGACGACCAGCUCUGGCUUGUGAUGGAGUUCUGCGGGGCCGGGUCCAUCACAGACCUUGUGAAGAACACCAAGGGGAACACCCUCAAAGAAGACUGGAUCGCUUACAUCUCCAGGGAGAUCCUGAGGGGCCUGGCACACCUUCACAUCCACCACGUGAUACACCGCGACAUCAAGGGCCAGAACGUGCUGCUGACGGAGAACGCAGAGGUGAAACUCGUUGAUUUUGGUGUGAGUGCGCAGUUGGACAGGACCGUGGGGCGGAGGAAUACGUUCAUAGGCACUCCCUACUGGAUGGCUCCUGAGGUCAUUGCCUGCGACGAGAACCCGGACGCCACCUACGACUACAGAAGUGACCUUUGGUCUUGUGGCAUUACUGCCAUCGAGAUGGCAGAAGGUGCUCCCCCUCUCUGUGACAUGCAUCCAAUGAGAGCACUGUUUCUCAUCCCCAGAAACCCUCCUCCCCGGCUGAAGUCAAAAAAAUGGUCAAAGAAAUUUUUUAGUUUUAUAGAAGGGUGUCUGGUGAAGAAUUACAUGCAGCGGCCCUCCACAGAACAGCUUUUGAAACAUCCUUUCAUAAGGGAUCAGCCAAACGAAAGGCAAGUUAGAAUCCAGCUUAAGGAUCAUAUAGACCGGACCAGAAAGAAGAGAGGAGAGAAAGAUGAAACGGAGUAUGAGUACAGUGGGAGUGAGGAGGAGGAGGAGGAAGUGCCUGAACAGGAAGGAGAGCCAAGCUCCAUUGUCAACGUGCCUGGGGAGUCCACGCUGCGUCGGGAUUUCCUGAGGCUGCAGCAGGAGAACAAGGAGCGUUCGGAGGCUCUUCGCAGACAACAGCUCCUGCAGGAACAGCAGCUCCGGGAGCAGGAAGAGUAUAAAAGGCAGCUGCUGGCGGAGAGGCAGAAGCGGAUCGAGCAGCAGAAAGAGCAGAGGCGGCGGCUAGAAGAGCAACAAAGGAGAGAGCGGGAAGCCAGAAGGCAGCAAGAACGUGAGCAGCGAAGGAGAGAACAAGAAGAAAAGCGACGUCUGGAGGAACUGGAGAGGAGGCGUAAAGAGGAGGAAGAGAGGAGACGGGCAGAAGAAGAAAAGAGGAGGGUGGAGAGAGAACAGGAGUAUAUCAGGCGACAGCUAGAAGAGGAGCAGCGGCACUUGGAAAUCCUUCAGCAGCAGCUGCUCCAGGAGCAGGCCAUGUUACUGGAGUGCCGAUGGCGGGAGAUGGUGGAGCACCGGCAGGCAGAGAGGCUCCAGAGGCAGUUGCAACAAGAACAAGCAUAUCUCCUGUCUCUACAGCAUGACCACAGGAGGCCGCACCCGCAGCACCCGCAGCCCCCGCAGCCCCCGCCGCAGCAGGAAAGGAGCAAGCCCAGCUACCACGCUCCCGAGCCCAGAGCCCACUACGAGCCUGCUGACAGAGCUCGCGAGGUGGAAGAUAGAUUUAGGAAAACUAACCACAGCUCCCCCGAAGCCCAGUCUAAGCAGACAGGCAGAGUAUUGGAGCCACCAGUGCCUUCCCGAUCAGAGUCUUUUUCCAAUGGCAACUCCGAGUCUGUGCAUCCUGCCCUGCAGAGACCAGCGGAGCCACAGGUACAGUGGUCCCACCUGGCAUCUCUCAAGAACAAUGUUUCCCCUGUCUCGCGAUCCCAUUCCUUCAGUGACCCUUCUCCUCCCAAAUUUGCACAGCACCAUCUUCGUUCUCAGGACCCAUGUCCACCUUCCCGCAGUGAGGGGCUCACUCAGAGCUCUGACUCUAAGUCGGAGCUGCCUGACCCCACCCAAAAGGCUUGGUCUAGAUCAGACAGUGACGAGGUGCCUCCAAGGGUUCCUGUGAGAACAACGUCACGUUCCCCGGUUUUGUCCCGUCGGGAUUCCCCACUGCAGGGCAGUGGUCAGCAAAACAGCCAAGCAGGACAGAGAAACUCCACCAGCAGUAUUGAGCCCAGACUGCUGUGGGAGAGAGUGGAGAAGCUGGUGCCCAGGCCUGACAGUGGCAGCUCCUCGGGCUCCAGCAACUCGGGUUCCCAGCCCGGGUCCCACCCUGGGUCUCAGAGCGGCUCCGGAGAACGCUUCAGAAUGAGAUCAUCAUCUAAGUCAGAAGGCUCCCCCUCUCAGCGCCUUGAGAACGCAGCAAAGAAACCUGAGGACAAAAAAGAAGUUUUUAGACCACUCAAGCCUGCUGGUGAAGUGGACUUGACCGCGCUGGCCAAGGAGCUUCGAGCUGUGGAAGACGUGCGACCGCCUCACAAAGUGACGGACUACUCCUCCUCCAGCGAGGAGUCCGGGACGACGGACGAGGAGGACGAUGACGUGGAACAGGAAGGGGCCGACGAGUCCACCUCCGGACCCGAGGACACCCGAGCAGCGUCGUCUCUAAAUUUGAGCAAUGGCGAGACGGAGUCUGUGAAGACCAUGAUUGUCCAUGACGAUGUAGAAAGUGAGCCGGCCAUGACCCCGUCCAAGGAGGGCACCCUGAUCGUCCGCCAGAGUACAGUUGACCAAAAGCGUGCCAGCCAUCAUGAGAGCAAUGGCUUUGCCGGUCGCAUUCACCUCUUGCCAGAUCUCUUACAGCAAAGCCAUUCCUCCUCCACUUCCUCCACCUCCUCCUCCCCAUCCUCCAGCCAGCCGACACCCACCAUGUCCCCACAGACACCCCAGGACAAGCUCACUGCUAAUGAGACUCAGUCCGCUAGUAGCACACUCCAGAAACACAAAUCUUCCUCCUCCUUUACACCUUUUAUAGACCCCCGAUUACUACAGAUUUCUCCAUCUAGCGGGACCACAGUGACUUCCGUGGUGGGAUUUUCCUGCGAUGGAAUGAGACCAGAAGCCAUAAGGCAAGAUCCCACCCGGAAGGGCUCGGUGGUCAAUGUGAAUCCCACCAACACUCGGCCACAGAGCGACACCCCUGAGAUUCGCAAAUAUAAGAAGAGGUUUAACUCCGAGAUCCUGUGUGCUGCCUUAUGGGGGGUGAAUUUGCUGGUGGGAACAGAGAGUGGCCUGAUGCUGCUGGACAGGAGUGGCCAAGGGAAGGUCUACCCCCUGAUCAACCGAAGGCGGUUUCAGCAGAUGGACGUGCUUGAGGGCCUCAACGUCUUGGUGACGAUAUCUGGCAAAAAGGAUAAGUUACGUGUCUACUAUUUAUCCUGGUUAAGAAAUAAAAUACUUCACAACGAUCCAGAGGUUGAGAAGAAACAGGGGUGGACGACCGUGGGGGAUUUGGAAGGCUGUGUACACUAUAAAGUUGUAAAAUAUGAAAGAAUCAAGUUUCUGGUAAUUGCGUUGAAGAGUUCUGUGGAAGUCUAUGCGUGGGCACCCAAGCCAUAUCACAAAUUCAUGGCCUUUAAGUCAUUUGGAGAAUUGGUACAUAAGCCAUUACUGGUGGAUCUCACUGUUGAGGAGGGCCAGAGGUUGAAAGUGAUCUAUGGGUCCUGUGCUGGAUUCCAUGCUGUUGAUGUGGAUUCAGGAUCAGUCUAUGACAUUUAUCUACCAACACACGUAAGAAAGAACCCACACUCUAUGAUCCAGUGUAGCAUCAAACCCCACGCGAUCAUCAUCCUCCCCAACACAGAUGGCAUGGAGCUCCUGGUGUGCUACGAGGACGAGGGGGUCUAUGUGAACACGUAUGGGAGGAUCACCAAGGACGUGGUCCUGCAGUGGGGGGAGAUGCCAACGUCUGUAGCAUAUAUUCGAUCCAACCAGACAAUGGGCUGGGGAGAGAAGGCCAUCGAGAUCCGCUCUGUGGAAACCGGUCACUUGGAUGGUGUGUUUAUGCACAAGAGGGCGCAGAGACUAAAGUUCUUGUGUGAACGCAACGACAAGGUGUUCUUCGCCUCUGUUCGGUCUGGCGGCAGCAGUCAGGUUUACUUCAUGACCUUGGGCAGGACUUCUCUGCUGAGCUGGUAAAGGCAGCGCGAUCCGGGGAUUUGCUGGCCUCCAGAGUCUUCAAGAUCCUGAGAACUUGGAAUUCCUUGCAACUGGAGCUCAGAGCUGCACGGCGCAGCAGGACAGCUGUGUGCAGACCUCACGUGUGGGGUUCCCUCCCUCCCUCCCCUCCUCUUUACCAGUUUAUCCCCAUUCUCUUCUUUCCCUUACUCAAAAAUAAAUCAAGGCUGCAAUGCAGCUGGUGCUGUUCAGAUUCUACCAUCAGGUGCUAUAAGUGUUUGGGAUUGAGCGUCAGAGCGGAAAGCAAACACCUUUCCUGCAGCUCCAGAAUUCCUUGUCUCUGAGCGGCUCUGUUUGUGGUGUCUGAGCACGGCAGGGUGCACGUGCGGCCGGCGGCGUUGGCAGUGGGCACGAGCAGGUGGCAGUGGUGGUAUGAGGAGCAGUUUGCCGAAGCAGAGAGCAGAUUUACUAUAGUAACAUUAACAGUGUAUUUAAUUGACAUUUCUUUUUUGUAAUGUGACAAUAUGUGGACAAAGAAGAAGGUGCAGGUUUAAGAAGUUAAUAUUUAUAAAAUGUGAAAGACACAGUUACUAGGAUAACUUUUUUGUGGGUGGGGCUUGGGAGGCCGGGUGGGAGGGCUAAGGGGUCUCGUUUUGUUUCUUUUGAUUUGGGGCGUGGGGUGGGGUCCUGGCCAAGAACUCAGUCAUUUUUCUGUGUACCAGGUUUUGCCUAAAUCAUGUGCAGAUGGUUCUUAAAAAAAAAAAGAAAAAAAAAGAAAAAAAGAAAAAGAAAAUGUGUGCGUUUUGUAUAAUGGCCAGAACUUUGUUGUGUGACAGUAUUAGCACUGCCUCAGUUAAAGGUUUAAUUUUUGUUUAAACCUAGAAGUGCAACAACAGUUUUACCACGGUCUGCAUUUGCAGAAGGAAAAAAAAAUUCAAACCAUGUUUAUUUUUUGCCUACCUCAUUGUUUUUAAUGCAUUGAGAGGUGAUUUAGUUUAUAUGUUUUUGGAGAAAACCAGUAAUGUUUAAUUUAAUCUUAAUACCAAAACUAUCCGAUCGAAGUUUGACUGUUAUUUUGUCACAAGUCUCAGCAGGCACAAGAAAACUGUCUAAGAAGAUGGAAGCCGCCUUCCAGCUGAUGCAGUUUGCUCUCUUAAGUUGAGAAAGCAGAAUGCUUCGUGGUCACCGGGUGCACCAGCGGGCACCGGGGUGGCGAUGGCCUACAACACGCAGGGUCUCAUUGCUCUCGAUUCGCUGUUGGUAGCAGACAGGUGGUCAGGUAGAAUAGUCACACAAACUGUUCAGUGUUGCAGGAACCUUUUCUGGGGGUUGGGGGUGUUGCCCUUUUCUAAAAAUGCAAUGCACUAAAACUAUUUUAAGAAUGUAGUUAAUUCUGCUUCUUCAUGAAGACGGCAUCUUCCUGUGUUUUAGGUGUAAUAUCAAAGCCCCGGCUUUCCUUGUUUUCUCACUUACUCUCUCGUUCUCUGUUUUUUGAACCAGUUUUCCUUUAUGACUCUGUUCAUGACAUUUGUAAUAAAUGUCUUGAGUAAUAAUCUGUUUCAUGGCUUCAUGGUCAUCACUCGAUUCCGCUCAGACGAGCGUCCUGGUCCAGGAGCGGGGCUCGUCGGCUGUGCCUUUCCUUUGUUGGUGCUGAGUGGGAGUGUUGGGUAGGGGCUGCUUCUGACUCCACUCACCAAACAGCAGCAUGGUGUCUUAGAGGCUGACUCUUCCUCUCCUGCAGUUCGGUUUCUGUAACAGCAUGAAAACGAGGGCUUGUGCUCUGUUUCCCCCAAAACGGAGCCGUCAUGCACCCCCACUUGCAAGGUGUUGCCAACCUCCCCGUGCCCUUCAGCCUGUGUUCUGACUGCUCUUAUUCUCUUCUUCCUGGCUCAGUGUUUUUGCCAAAACCUGCUGUCCUUUGAACUAUACGAACCUAGUAAAACAAUAAAUUAAAAAUACAUAUACUCACACAGCCGGCUGUGCACGCCCACAGAGACAACUGGAGAAAGCGAGACUUUCUUUUGCCAGGGAGGUGAAAGUGGGUUUUCCAUCUGUAUGACUUGGAGUACGCUUAUGGCUAGAACAGACUGAACCAGCUCUUUCCAGAGAAGGUGGGAGAGUUAAUCCCUCCUUUGAAAGGGACUCGAGCUAGGCCAAUUCCAUUGCCACAGGACCUGAGUCAGAGUCAGGCUCCUACUGGCUAUUUCCUGUCCACGUUUAAGCUUUUGUAAGAUGCAGCCUGUCACAGCAAGCAUGUGUGUGUGUGCGUGUGUAUGCCCACACGUGUGCAAGAGGGCAAACAGUGGCCAGGUAGUCAUGGCGCCUUCCCUGGCCGUAGAGCAGUGGAAGGGGGGGUGGGGUGAGGGUCUUCUAGGGGACACUACACACCUGGGAGACUACACACCCAGUGCCUGUAAGGAAGAAGCAGGUGACCGAGGGUACGUCCUCACAGCUCCCCAGACCUGAGCCCAGCGUGAGCCCCGCGGCGUUUGCCCAUAACACCGGUGGCGUGUCGUCAGAAUCACUCGGUAUUCAGCACUUUCCUGAAGAGGGUGUGUGAGUGGCAUCUGAGCCCCAGUCGUGUGAUUCCUGUCGGGCCAGGCACCUCAUGCCCCUCUCCUGGUGUUUCGAGUGGGACUGAAGCCGCUGCUGGGCUUCCUCGGUGGAAGUCAGCAUCUGGCCUGGGGGGUUCCUGAUGUGCACCUCACUGGGUUGUCCUCCUCCCAUCCCCUCUUGGCACUGUCACCUCUUAAACCUGAUGGAAUUGCUCCGGAUCGAGGCUGGUGUCUGGUGAGAUUUCUCCAUAAGAUGCUGUGAGCUGCUGACAUUUCAGAUACAUUUGGGAAGAGAUGAUUGUUCCUGUCUGCGGGGCCGUGACCUCUCUGCAGACCUGCCGACAGUGGCAGAACCACAGAAGCAGCCAGCAUCACAGUGACACCAUGAUGUUUGGAGUGUCAGACUCAGCAGUGCCCUUCGAAAUGCAACACCAGUAGGCCUCUGGCUGGAGUCAAAGCUUUAAUUAAGUCAUACCUUUCUGUAUUUAAAGCAGAGUAACUUCUGUGUUGAGCGCAGUGUUUUUACUUUUUUUCUCUUGCACAUGUUAUGUUGGAGAAAAUGUUUACAAAAAUGGUUUUGUUACACUAAUGUGCAUCCCAUAUUUAUGGUUUUUAAGUGACCUGUUAUGGGGGAUGUAGAUUUUCGUCUUAGUUCCAGCACACUUACUGGUCAUUCAUAAUCCUUAGUUUUGCCAAUUAUAAAUUUGCUAAACAGUAAUACAGUUGACAACCUGCGUUAAAUUUACUAAUCAGUGCUGCAGAGCAGACUGGUGGCGAGUCCACAGCCCUCUUUUCCCCCAAGUACUAACUUGUCUACUGUGUAUUAUGAAAAUUACUGUUGUGCCCCUGGCCCCUUUUUUCCCCUUAAAUAAAGUAAAAGUGACGCUU
Messenger RNA from Tupaia belangeri chinensis (Chinese tree shrew), 7550 nucleotides. It is a transcript of the gene MAP4K4, whose product is annotated as mitogen-activated protein kinase kinase kinase kinase 4. Gene Ontology annotation, molecular function: protein kinase activity; ATP binding. Gene Ontology annotation, cellular component: cytosol. Gene Ontology annotation, biological process: protein phosphorylation. Lineage: Eukaryota; Metazoa; Chordata; Mammalia; Scandentia; Tupaiidae. The record is from RefSeq and is a predicted model, not a curated record.